This is a messenger RNA of Cyclopterus lumpus (lumpfish), 3247 nucleotides long. It is a transcript of the gene impg1b, whose product is annotated as interphotoreceptor matrix proteoglycan 1b. Gene Ontology annotation, biological process: visual perception. Lineage: Eukaryota; Metazoa; Chordata; Actinopteri; Perciformes; Cyclopteridae. The coding region runs from base 59 to 2833 and encodes 924 amino acids. The record is from RefSeq and is a predicted model, not a curated record. The transcript is spliced from 17 exons.
CCGGACGAAGAGGUCGGCGCUCCUCACCACGGGGGUCAAAGUGUGUCCCCAGGAGACGAUGAAAGCAGUCAUCAGCAGCCAUCGGGCGUAUUACAAGCUCAGAGUUUGUCAGGAAGUGAUAUGGGAAGCGUUUCGAAUCUUCUUGGACAGAGUCCCAAACUCAGAGGAGUACGGUGCCUGGCUUCACACCUGCCAGCAUGAGAACCUCUGCAUGGACGACCUGGCCCAGAACUUCAGCAGCUCUCAGGAGCAUCUGGACAUGGUGGCCAGAAGAGUAGCCGAGCAAGCUGAAAGUGAAGGAGUUAUUGCUGGAACCACAGAGGCAGGAAGGGAUUGUACCUGGACACCCCCACUGUUUCUGCUACCAACAGAGCAUGACUUUAACCAAGAAGACCACAACAUGAUAAAAGAGAACUAUGAGGAGUACAUUGUCGAGUUCAGUGUCACCAUCGUGGAUCCGGCAUUCAGCAAGCUGCUCAGGGACCCGGCAGCGAAGUACAGUGACAUCACACGAGAGCUCACAGACAAGAUGGUUCGUGUGUUUGAAAAGGUUCCAGGAUUUAAAGAGAUUCGUGUUCUUGCAUUUCGCUCAGAGGAUGUGUCUGUGCGUUACGCUGUGGUCUUUAAUGGAGAAACGCAGCUCAAUGAUGAACCUGACGGUCUUGAGAAUCCAGAGAACGGCGAGGAUGUAAAUGCCCCUAAACUGAAGCACAUCAUUGUAACGGCCUUAAAACAGGAACUGUCACUACCGAUGGACAUACAGACACUCAGCUUCGAGGCUGUAACCACGGUGUAUCCAGUGGCCGAGCUCGGCAUGAACCCUCUCGAGGGCGCUGUAUCUCAGGACGACACCACACAGCCGCCGGCAGCGGACAAUGGUGCCACGCAAAGUUUUCUCCCCACUGUGGCAGUGUUAGAGAACUCUUUGGAAGCUUCUACAACCAAACCAGAAGCACACACCUUUGUGCCUUUCAUCCCAAACGUCAUCCCAGAAAGCACUUCUGCCAUCACUGAUGAGACUCCUUUAAUGUCGUCAGCAGAGGAGGAAUCCACAGAAGAUGCUGCUGAGGAGCCCGGUGACAUCAUAGAGCCAGAGGUGGAGGAGAUACCACCAACUGAGCAUGAUGACGGAGAAUCAGCUGAUGGGGUCACUGAGGAACAUCCAAUGCAACCGAAUGAGGACCUUCCCGUAGCAACCCCCGACUCCCAACCAGAAGAAGUAAUUACUGAUGCACCUGUUGAGGUUAACCUGGACCUCCCAGGGUCUGCAGAUCCCACAGCUACCGAGAUAUCUGUCGUACAAGCAGAAGUCCCAGUCGCUACGACAUCAUCUCAUGAGGAUGUGUUUCAAGGCUUUGAACCAGAAUCUUCUGUGAGUGAAUCUUCUGUGAAGAGUGGCAAAGCCCCCGAAUACCGAGAUGAGUCCAGUGGAGGGAACAGUGGAGCGGCUCCGGUCUCAACAGACUUGUCUCCUGGGAACCCAAACAUUCAAGAUGAUAUAGGGUCAAGUCAGGAUGGGAUGGAGGUGGAAGUGACCGAUCCUCUGGAAGAAGAGAACGGAAGCGGAUUCCCCUCAGAGUCUGACGAAGGCCCGUAUGAAUCCACGGCUGCACCGGCUAUUAGACAAGUCAGCACCCCUCUGAUGACCGCAGUGGAUAAGGGCAAAGAGUUAGUGAUUUUCUUUAGCUUGAGGGUCACUAACAUGAUGUUUUCUGAUGGCCUGUUCAACAAGAGCUCCCCAGAGUAUAAAUCCCUGGAGAAUACCUUUCUUGAGCUGACACAGCAUUCUGGGUCCAGAAACUCGCCAAACCCUGAAGCUUCCAGUAAAUCUGGGCCUGGGAGACAGAAGACUUUAGCCUCCAUACCGCUUCUGCCAUAUCUACAAUCCAAUUUGACUGGAUUUAAGCAGCUGAAAAUUCUCAACUUCAGGAACGGCAGCGUUGUGGUAAACAGCAAGAUGAAACUGGACAAGCCGGUACCUUACAAUGUCACAGAAGCUGUUCACUGUGUGCUCGAAGACUUCUGCAACUCGGCUUCCAAACGUCUCGACAUCGAGAUUGACAGUCGCUCGUUGGAAGUGGAACAAGCUGACCAAGCGGAGCCCUGUAAGUUCCUGGCCUGCAACAAGUUUUCACGAUGCGUUGUAAACAGUUGGACCGAAGAGGCCGAGUGUUUGUGUGAUCCGGGCUACAGCACCGUGGACGGCCUGCCGUGUCAGAGCGCCUGCGCUUUGCAGCCGGACUACUGCCUGAAUGAAGGCCUGUGUGAAAUAAUCCCAGGGCACGGCGCCACCUGCAGAUGUCCCGUAGGUAUAUACUGGCACUACCACGGAGAACGCUGCAACGAGCUGGUGUCGAUGCCAGUAGACCCUCCGCUAAUUAUCACCUGCCUGGCGGGAAGCCUCUGCUUUGUCUGUGCCAUCAUUGGCAUUUUGAUAUUCAUUAACAAGAAAUGUAUAAAGACCAGAAAGGCUGUAACUCUGGUGCAUUCCCUUGCUCCCUAUGCCUUUGAGAAUUCUUUGAGGGUGAACCCCGUAUUUGAGAAUGAUGAUGGUGUCUUAACUCAAGUGUCCACAUUGCCAUACCCUUCAAGUUCUGCUUCUUCCCAAUCCCAACAGUCUGAACAAGCACAUUUUGCCUCAAUUGAAAAUAUACAUCUGAGUAUUGAGAUCCCCAGACAACUCUACACAACAAGAUCAGAAAAGUUAGUCUCAGAAAUGGUGGACUUCCAUCACUGUAUACCACACAAUGAGACAUGGCGACUGCAAAGUGAAUACAGAACAUGUCGUUUAAUGGCAUCAGAUAACGAGUGUUUUGAAGUGACCGUUCUUUGAUGGGUCUGUGUUCGUGUGAAGAGCAGCUGACACGGUGACACAGUGCAAGACACUGGCGUCGCUGUUUAACUGUACAUGGGAGUCAAACGAUGUUUAAAGUGUUGAGAUUAAUUGUUCAUAGUGAUCAAAGCGUCUUGUUAGACAGAGAGCUAUGGAUAUUAAAGUGGAAACUCAUAUUUAUUCUAUAUAUUGAAUGGUAGGAAUAUUUCCUGGAUAGCCUUGGCAAAGGAUGUUCUUUCCUCACAAUGAGGUAUUUAUUAUUUACAAACCGAUACACAUGGUGGUAUUUUGAAUUUAGACUGUAAAAACUACAUUUUACCAUUGUUAUGUCCCAAAAAGAGAAUGAAUGUAUAUGACACAUUGUUCAUAGAAAUAUUGUCUGCUGAGCUGUAUGUAUCAGUCUGUCCGAUUCAA